This is a messenger RNA of Blepharisma stoltei, 1865 nucleotides long. The record is from the annotation of a GenBank genome assembly. Lineage: Eukaryota; Ciliophora; Heterotrichea; Heterotrichida; Blepharismidae.
AUGGAGAAUCAAGAAGGACUAGACAGCCAAACUGCAGGAAUAAAUAAAGAAAAUGAUAUAGAAUCGAUGAAUGAUAAGAUAAUCGAAAUUAGAAACAUUUUAGAAGAAAUGCGAAAAGAGCAUUUUUUGAUGAGGGAAAAUGUGCUUGAUAUUUUACCGAUAAUUAAAGAUUUCAAAGGACUUAUACAAAGGAAAUCGCUUUUUGAGAGAAGCCCUUUUACAUAUUUAAAUGUGCUAGCUAGAGAAAUCAAGGCUGAUAUUUUGCGAGAAGUUGCAAGUAAAUUGUUAGAGCCUGGAGAUGAAAUAAGACAUUUAAAAGAAGAUUUAACAAUGUUUAAAGACCACACACUUGACAAAUUUUAUGAGCUGCAAGACAAUCUUGCAUUGCUGAAUAGCGAAAAAGUGGUUAUAAAUGAACGCUUGGCAAAUGAUGAUCAAAUUAUAGCAGAAAUCAAAGAAGAUUUAGCCUUAAAAGCGCCUUAUAGAGAAGUUAACAGUUUAGCCGAAAAAGUUAGCACCAAAGCCCCACUCUCAGAGCUCAAUGAAUUAGAAGAAAAAGUAAAAAUUUGUCCAACAGCUGAACAAGUGAACAGCUUAAACCGACAAAUUGAAAUUUUAAAUUACCAAAUGUCAGCAUAUGCCUCAAAAGAUAUGGUUUUUGAGAUGGAGCAAGGAAUUACCUCAAAAGUCAGUCACCAAAUACAAAAUUAUUUAAAAGCGGAAGUUUUCUUUGAAGAGGUAGCAAAAGUUAGAGGAGAAAUAAAAGAUACAAUUGGGUUGAUAGACUAUCAUAAAGAGAAACAAGAAAAAAUCACAGCAGCCUUUCGGCAUGAAAUAUCAAAAUUAAAUAAAACUUUCCAAUCCAAGCCAUGAAAUCAUGAAAUUGAUAUUGUUAUGGGGUUUGUUAAUGAAAAAACUGAUAUAAAGACUACUGACAGCUUUAAGGCUGAUGUGUACCCAAAACUUGAUUUUUUUGAUGAAAAAAUAAAUAUUUUCGUAUCACAAAUAAAAGCCUUUGAUUUAGUUUUAGAGAGAUAUGAUGAACUUUUAUUAGAAAAAGCAUCAAAAGAUGAUAUUGAUAGCAUCAAAGCAAUUCAUCCUUCUUUUCUAAAAGUAGCUGAAUUUGUGAAUCAUAAAGAAGAAGUUUUAAAUAGAGUUGCCGAAUUAGAGAUAAAAUCUGAAAAUCAUUUAACUUCUUUUAUACUGUGUAUAAUUUAAUAGCAAAUUAUAGAAGGUUUUAGCAGUAUAAAGAGAAAUAAAUUUAUUUUUGAAAAAAAUAAAAAACAUUCAAUAAUAAGAGAUUAGAAAUCGUUGAAAAGAAAAUUCAUGACUUUAAAUCGACUUAUAAGAUUUUCAAUAAAGACUAUAAGAAUUUUAUGGCGAUUUAUAACUCUCUAGGCGAUAUCAGAGAGCAGAUAAGCGCCAAAGCAAAUAAAUCCGAUAUCUUAUCAUUAAUAGAUACUUCCGCUCGGCGGGAAGAUCUAAAUUUAGCUACACAAGCUAUAGAAAACUUACACAAGCAGCUAGAAAUGCAUAUAAUGCUGCAUUUAAACAUUUUAAAAACCAUGCUAAAAUCAGCUGAAUCCGCAGCUGUAAAAAACCGACAAAGGGUAGAUUUAUAUCGAAGUGUCUCUUCUCUGCUUAAUUGGUUAUCAAAUUCAAUCCCUCCUGAAGCUGAUAAACUACUAAACAACAGUUCAAGAGCCUUAAAUUCUUCAUUUCGAAGAAGUCCAAAAGCUGAUGACACUCCUGAACAAUAUUUCCCUAUGCUGAUACUUCCAAAGCACUCGAAAAAACAAACUUUUCUAUUCAGCGAAACCCCAUCAAACGUAAAAUCCGACAUGGAUUUACCUCCUUUAUUUUAG